GUGGAGGAAGGGGAAGUUAACGAAGACGUUUUUCUGUUUGUGGGAUACCAAAAUGAGAUUUUUAGCAGUUUUUGUGUUUAUUUUGGGUGUUUGUUCGUAUGAAGCAAAAGCGGAGGAUCAGCCCAUUCAAACUUUCGUAAUUCCCCACAGUCAUAUGGAUGUGGGCUGGGUCUAUACUAUACAGGAGAGCAUGCACGCCUACGCAGCCAACGUGUACAGCAGCGUGACCGAGGAGUUGUCAAAGGUCAAAGAGCGCCGGUUCAUCGCUGUGGAGCAGGAGUUCUUUCGACUGUGGUGGGACACCGUAGCUUCAGAGUCCCAAAAGAAACAAGUGCGACAGCUUGUGCAAGAAGGUCGUGUCGAGUUUAUCAUCGGGGGCCAGGUGAUGCAUGACGAGGCCGUAACGGACCUGGACGAUCAGAUCUUGCAGUUGACGGAGGGCCACGGGUUUCUGUACGAGACGUUCGGGGCGCGCCCUCAGUUCUCCUGGCACGUGGAUCCGUUUGGAGCGUCUUCCACCACACCAGUCCUGUUCGCCAUGGCGGGGUUCAACGCACACCUCAUCUCGCGCAUCGACUACGACCUCAAAGACAGCAUGCAGAAAAACAAGAAACUGCAGUUUGUGUGGCGAGGCUCUCCCUCUUUGAGGGCCCAGCAAGAGAUCUUCACUCACACCAUGGACCAGUUCAGCUACUGUGCUCCGUCACACUUGCCGUUCUCCAACAGUUCUGGUUUCUAUUGGAACGGAAUUGCUUUGUUCCCCGAUCCUCCUAAAGAUGGGGUCUACCCUAACAUGAGCCUCCCCGUCACCAAGGAGACCAUACAGCCCUACGCCAAGACCAUGGUGGAGAACAUCAAGCAGAGGGCUGCAUGGUUCAGGACGAGCCACGUUCUCUGGCCUUGGGGUUGUGACAAACAGUUCUACAACUCAUCGGUGCAAUUCGGCAACAUGGAUCCUCUGAUGAAGUACAUCAACCAGAACAGCAAAGAGUUUGGAGUUACCAUCCAGUACGCCACUCUGAGUGAAUACUUCAAAUCUGUUCACCAAACCAAUCUUACCUGGGACGUCCGUGGGAGUGAAGACUUUCUACCGUAUUCCACGGAACCAUACCAAGCCUGGACUGGGUUUUACGCCUCCAGAAAUGUUCUGAAAGGAGUGGCGAGGCGAGCCAGUUCCCUGCUGCACGCAGCAGAGGCUCUUUUCACUCGAUACCGAAUCAGUUUCCCAGAUGGACCUGUGGCUAAAGACUGGGCCCUGGACAAACUUCGAGCUCUACGCUGGGCCGUCUCUGAGGUUCAGCACCACGAUGGCAUCACGGGUACUGAGUCUCCCAAAGUGGCAGAAAUGUACAUGCAGCAUCUCAUGGAGGCCAUGAUGGGAGUGGAUGAGCUCCUCGCUGCGCUCUUUCUGUUGCCGCAUAACCUCGCCUCCUCAAACGUCCACGACAGCAGCGUUCAUAAAAAAGGUGUCGAUCAGGGUCUGGAGCAACAUGUCAUAAUUUUCAACCCUUUAGCCUGGAACAUCACCACCAUCGUUAAUGUGACCGUAACGUUCCCGAGCGCAGCUGUCUUCGAUGACGACGGACAGCCUGUACCUGCACAGAUCCAGAGGUCCGCACAGUCCAACGCAACCUUCGAUCUUUUUGUCGUCGUGAAACUGGGCGGCCUUCAGCACAGAAAGUACUUGAUUAAGCUCUCGGAGGCACCGUGUUCCAAGGAGUCCGAGUGUGCACAGACUUACGAAGCUGCAGGAGUUGCGUUUGAGAGACGCAGUGUAAGGAACGGGGUGAAAACAGAAAGGAAACUUCUGCCUGUUCUGAGCGAAUGCUACAAACUGAUGUUUGACCAGGACACCAACCUCCUGCACAGCAUCACUUACCUUCAGGAGAAAAGGCGAGUAAGGAUGACACAGGACUUCUGGGAAUACGAUGCAAACGGAGACGUAAAAGCAGGUCCCAUCUCUGACAACUACAUCUUCAGCACCAAUGGCUCAGCUGUUAGGGCCUAUAAGGCUGUCGAAAUGGAGAUUAUUCCAGGGAAGAUCGUUACCGAGGUCCGACAGUACUUCUACAGAGAAGACAGUGAUAAAGACUAUGCUUACUCAAUCACCACCCGUGUCCCUGAAUACUUUGGGACGGGACCGCAGUGCCACAGACUGGAGCAGACCUACUCGUUGGGUCCUCUUCUUCUCAACACCGAGGUCAUCCUCAGGACCAGCUCCUCCCUCAAGAACAACAAGACUCUGUACUCUGAUGACAAUGGCUACCAAAUGAUGAAGAGGACAUACAGGAAAUUCUCUAAAAACACUUUAGCAAGGAAUUACUUCCCGAUGGUUCGGGCAGCCUACAUCGAGGAUGACCUCAGCCGGCUAGUGCUCCUCAGCGACAGAGCUCAUGGUGUGUCCAGUCAAGCCAACGGACAGCUAGAGGUUAUGCUCCAUCGACGGCUUUGGAACAACUUGGCAUGGAACCUCGGCUACAACUUGACGCUAAACGACAGCUCUGUUGUUAGACCCACCCUUUGGAUGGUGCUGGGCUCUGCAAGUGAGACCUCGCUGCACCAGAGGGGGGCUAUAGAGCUGCAACACAGACCUGUUGUUGUACCCAUAGACCAGCCUCGGAAGCCCUGCCUGGAGAAGGAGGCCAGACGUAAUUCACCGGUGUCUCCGGUAGUUCUCCCUCCCAACCUCCACCUGCUCAGCCUCAGCAUCCCCGGGUGGAACUACAACUCUGAUCACGACAGUCACCUCAGCCACUUCCACUCCGGUGAAAACCUGCAUUCUGAGCCCGAUUUUGACCGGGUUCUGUUAAGAAUCAUGCAUCUGUUUGAAGAGGGGGAGCACCCUGAGUUUUCCAAGCCCGUCACGAUAAACCUGAAGGAUGUUUUGCGAGGCGUAGGCGAGGUGAAGGUGCUGGAGGAGCGAUCGCUCACAGGAACCUGGGAUAUCACCAGUUUGCAGAGGUGGACGUGGAAAACUGCAGAUACCUUGGAACAAAAGAGUGAACCAUAUCGGAGCAACCGCAAUAAAGAUUUCACCAUAACCAUCUCACCCAAGGAGAUCAGAACCUUCUUCGUCCACUUCAGCUCCAGGAACCUUUAAGCUGGAUCGUGUCUCGACUUCUGUGAAGAUCGCUGCUGUUUUCUGAUCAGUCACGAUUGCUCUGAAAGAUUUAACCCACUGCCACUUUAAAAACGAUUGCAGCUUUUUGCACAUUAUGUUGAUUUUCGUAAAGAGCCAAUAAUGCGUUGAUGAAGCAUGAACUUGUCACACAGAGUAAAGUUAUUUC
This is a messenger RNA of Nematolebias whitei (Rio pearlfish), 3287 nucleotides long. RefSeq names its product mannosidase, alpha, class 2B, member 2 (gene man2b2). Lineage: Eukaryota; Metazoa; Chordata; Actinopteri; Cyprinodontiformes; Rivulidae. Gene Ontology annotation, molecular function: carbohydrate binding; alpha-mannosidase activity. The record is from RefSeq and is a predicted model, not a curated record. The coding region runs from base 53 to 3100 and encodes 1015 amino acids. Gene Ontology annotation, cellular component: lysosome. Gene Ontology annotation, biological process: mannose metabolic process. The transcript is spliced from 19 exons.